Prunus mume (Japanese apricot) is the source of this 873-nucleotide messenger RNA. NCBI's taxonomy places the organism in Eukaryota, Viridiplantae, Streptophyta, Magnoliopsida, Rosales, Rosaceae. The record is from RefSeq and is a predicted model, not a curated record.
AAAACUUGAGCUUGUGUUAGAGUAUCUUUGUUGUUUGACUAGAGGUUAUCUUGAUAUUGCAGCGAAAGAAUUAAAAUGGAACGUUGUUUUCAAGGUUGGGUGGUUUUGUUAGCUAUGCUAGUAUUGGCAAUAAGUAUGCCAUGUUCACAUGCUAUUCGGGUAACCAAAACUAAGACCAGGUCUGGCGUUUAUGUUUCUCCUAAGUUUGUGUUGGCGCCAGGAUCAGUUGCAGACAAAUAUUACUAUGAUAUCCCCUUUCCAAAAGGUCAUAUUGGCCUCAAGAGUUUCAAUGCUGAAGUAAUUGAUGAAGAGGGGAAUCCCAUCCCCCUUCAUGAAACUUAUCUCCAUCACUGGGUUGUUGCUAGAUAUUAUGCCCGGACAGGUUUUGUUGAGCCAGAGGAGACUGGUUUUCAGGAGCUUAAAAAAUCAGAUUUUACUUUCGUGAGAAACACUGGAAUGUGCCAGAAUAAUGUUCUUGGACAGUAUUUUGGACUUGGGUCAGAAACACGAAACACCUCCACUCAUGUUCCAGAUCCCUAUGGAAUAGAAGCUGGGAAUCCUGCAGAGGUUCCUGCUGGGUAUGAGGAGAGAUGGAUGCUCAAUGUGCACGCCAUUGAUACACGGGGUGCAGAAAAUGGUUUGGGGUGCACUGAAUGCAGGUGUGAUCUGUAUAAUGUCUCGACGGAUUCACGUGGUCAGCCUUUGAAGCCAGGUUACAAAGGAGGUUUAUAUUGUUGUUAUGAUGGUGUACAGUGCAGAGUAAAACAGGGCUUUAAUGGUGCCAAGAGAAGCCUAUACUUGAGAUAUACUGUGAAGUGGGUUGAUUGGUCUGAUGCAGUUGUGCCUGUCAAGAUUUAUAUCUUUGAUGUCACU